This is a messenger RNA of Meloidogyne enterolobii, 690 nucleotides long. The record is from the annotation of a GenBank genome assembly. NCBI's taxonomy places the organism in Eukaryota, Metazoa, Nematoda, Chromadorea, Rhabditida, Meloidogynidae.
AAAAUGGAUGAGCCUGGGGAAGAGCCUAUGGAGGAAGAGCCCGUGGAGGGAGGGCCUGUUGUUGAAGUGUCGGCUGAGCUUGUCGAAGAACCAAAGGAGCCAGAACCAAUUCCACAUCAACAAAACGACUCCAUGAUUUGGUCAUCUCGUUUAGAUGUGGUUGAUGAGGAUACUGUUGCUCCGCCGCUUCGGAAUGAGAUUGGAAGUAUUGGGUCUUUGACAGCUAAGCUCAGUGACAUCUCUUCAUGCAUCGAAAAAGAAAUGGAAUAUCGAAAAUCUGAGGGAAAAUGCAAAGACUUCAUUCAUCGAUUCCUUCGUUUGAUUCGAAGUCCUGUAAUGACGACUUUGACGAUUCUAAACUUUAUGUUUUACCUCACAGCUAUCGUUAUGCUCAUCAUUAUUAUUAUUUUGGUUAUGGUAAAUUUGUCAAGAAAGGCAGAGUUGAAAAUGUUGGAAAACCAAAAGGAUGUUAGUGCGUGUUCGGUUAUUUGGAGUGAUUGGGGUGAUUGUAGUGCUCCCUGCACUGAUCGACAUAAGGAUAAUUAUAAAUUGCCAACAGCUACUCGCAAAGUUGAACGUUGUUAUGGAUCUUGUGGGAGGGAUGAUGGGACUUGUAUGAAUAAAUCAUUGAGGGGAUAUGUGGAUACGGUAUAUUGCAAUUUACAUAGUUGCCAAUUGCCUAAAGAAUAA